CGAGAUCACCACCCAUGACCCAAAUCCCAUCCGGAAUAAAAAAACCCCAACGAAACCUAUUCGAGAUAAAAAGGAGAUAAAAGAUAUUCCACCCAGCGAAGAAAUAGAGAGCGCGAGAGAGAAGGAUAAAGAGCGAUGUGCCUGGUGUUCGUGUGCGACGAGGAGGAGACAGUGCUGGGAACUCAGCAGGCGCCCGGAAACUGCCCGUACUGCGGAGGAGCGGUGAUGGCGACGGACGUGGAAACGGCUUGGAGGCUCUGCUGCCUUCCCCUCUGCCUCAAGACCAAGAGGAAGUACUCCUGCACUAGUUGUUCCCGCCGUCUCGUCACCUACCCUUAGCUUAGCUUGGAUCCUUCUAAGCCAUGCACCCAAAAUCCAAUCUUAAUUAAUAUGCUUGUAGAGAACUGUUGUUGAUGCUGUCUAGUUCUAGUAAUUGUCAUUGUCUUGUGUUUGUUUCUUUCGCGGUUCUUGGUAGAGAAGAAAAGCCCAGAUUAUUCCUGGUGAUUUCUGGUUACCUAUCCUUGGAUAUGAUUCUAAACGCCUCACCAAAACCCCCGCAUCCUUUGAUCUUUUGAGCCUAGAUACCUCGCUGUUUCUACUCUGUUUCUAUAAUAAUAGAAGAAGGAAACACCCUUUGUCCCCGAGACUGGUUACCUGCCAUCAGUUAAAAUCCCCCAACAAAUCUCAUCUUUCCUUUGAUCAUCUUGUUAUUUUGGCUCAGCUUAUUGAACACCUCCGAUCAUUAAGGUGAUCUGAUUGCUGUUUUCUUAGGAUCGUAGAGGAACAUAAUUCAGAGAGCUGACGUCUGGUCGCCAAACUGUUGUUAAGUUCUUUCUUAAUCUCGUCUUUAUUUUGGCCCCUUUUUUUUCGUUUAGUUUUAGUUUGUACGUACCGUGGACCUCUCUUUUUCUGGGAUAAAGGAUAAGGCCAAGAGGAAAAUCCAAGCCGUUCUCGACGGGGACAGAUCAUCUACCUCUACCUUACUCCUUCGCUAAAUCUCAUCUUUCUUCGAAUCUUUUUUUAGUUAAUCUGUCAUUGUUCAUGCUCUUCUUUUGGCUGCAAGGGGAGAAAGAGCCAAAUGUGUAUUGGGGAGGCCACUUUGGAUGCUCUCUGAUGGAGGAAUGGAGCUCGGGAGGGGAUCUCUCCAAAUGGUUUCUAGCUAAAAGGUCUUCGAAAGGGGUCCUCAACGUUUCUUCAUUGGUCUUUCUUUCCGAUCUGAGCUUUUCUAUAACGUUAGGUGUUUCUUGUUCAUAUUUUCCCUUUGUUUGGUCCCCAAUGGUGGUUGUACCAGAUGAGAGGAAUGGAAUUAAUUGCCUAAGUUUUCUCUCUC
Molecule: messenger RNA, 1330 nt
Organism: Phoenix dactylifera (date palm)
Lineage: Eukaryota; Viridiplantae; Streptophyta; Magnoliopsida; Arecales; Arecaceae
Source: RefSeq, a predicted model, not a curated record